Messenger RNA from Ylistrum balloti, 1659 nucleotides. RefSeq names its product para-nitrobenzyl esterase-like. The record is from RefSeq and is a predicted model, not a curated record. Lineage: Eukaryota; Metazoa; Mollusca; Bivalvia; Pectinida; Pectinidae. The coding region runs from base 1 to 1659 and encodes 552 amino acids. The transcript has 4 exons.
AUGACUUGUAAUAUUGUCUCCUUGCAGAUGUUAAUUCUCUGGUCUUUAUGCUGGGUCAUUCUAACCAAAGACGCAGUUUAUGGUUUUAUUUUUGGUGAUCAACACAGUGCGGGACCACAUGACGCCUUUGCCCAGACAUCCUGUGGCCCAGUCAGAGGCAAGUUUGACGGUAACGCCUACGCCUACCGAGGUAUACCGUACGCCGUACCUCCAGUACGGACCAAACGCUGGCAGCCGCCAGAACCACUAAGGCACGAGGAUGGCACGUGCUGGCCAGGCACGUUCGACGCUUCUGUACUUAAAUCCCAGUGUGUACAACUCGACGAAGAUCGUGUGGUUGGCACCGAGGAUUGUCUGCAUCUCAACGUCUGGACCCCGACAAACGUGACGUCAUCUAAUCUUCCUGUCAUGGUUUUCAUCCACGGUGGAUCGUUGCAAGUCGGAAACAGUGAUCAGUCCGGAUAUGCUCCAACCGAACAGCUGGCACGAGACACCAAUACCGUAUACGUCAGCAUGAACUAUCGUUUGCAGGCGUUCGGAUUCAUGGCCCUGAACAUACUAUCUCAGAACUCCAAAACCAACACAUCCGGUAACUAUGGACACAUGGAUCAGAUCCUGGCGCUGAAAUGGGUCCAAGAGAACAUCCAAAACUUUGGAGGAAAUCCAAAUAUGGUAACAGUGUUUGGUCAGAGCUCUGGUGGCACCAGUGUGAUGGUUCUACUUGCAUCUCCAUUAGCCAAAGGAUUGUUCCACAGGGCUUGGCUGCUCAGCGGAUCCCCUCUACUGACUAAAACCAUAGCCGAGGCAUCCAUAGACAAUAUGGUGUUCCUUAAUAAUACAAAGUGUAGCAAUAUUUCAUGUCUACAACAGCUAUCCGCCCAUGAUAUCACACAGGCGGUACCAAGGAACGUGUAUCCGUUCUGGGCUAUGGAAGACCAGAUAGAUUUGCCAGUAAAGGCUCGAUUUGAUGGAGGGUUAGCUAUUGUAGACAAUUACGUCCUCACGGAGACUCCGUUCGACGCGUGGAUUAAUGGACGUGCUCAUGACGUGCCACUGAUAAUAGGUACUACAGCACAAGAAAUUGACUUCGUAGGUAUUCCAGGUAUAUUGGUAAAUAAAUCUACAUACGAAGAACACGUCAUGCGUAACCUUGGUACAUUUGGGACAGACAUUGCUAAGAUGGCGUUAAGACUGUAUCCGGUAGAUAAGAAAUCGAUAAGGUAUCAGUACACGUCCAUGGUGACUGAUGUACGUGUAGGAUGUGGUAACGACAUCAUGGCACUGUACGCUGCUGCCAACACUAAUUCUUCUGUGUACCGAUAUGUCAUUACUGCAGUACCUUCUGCGCCAGUCAGUUUAUUCGGAGCGCCAUUGGAUACCCUCUUGUCUUUUCAUGCUUGGGACACGUUUGCAUUUUUCGGAACAAUGCAGGAGAUUAUGGCCCAUCCCUCCGGCAACGAUAUUAUGUUUGAAGCUAACCUUCGGCGGGAGAUCAUGUCUUUUAUUGAAACCGGAAGUCCGUAUUCAAAAGACUGGCGCCCGUUUCCAGACAGUGUGGCUCUUUUGUCAGACAAAACAAAAGUGACUUCCGGUUACCAUUCCUAUCAGUGUGACUUUUGGAUGAAAAAUGGCUUCUUUGAUUAUUCAUGGUUAAACUGA